AUGGCUACUCUUCUGUUUACAGUCACGACAUCAAACACCUCAACUAGCUCAGGGGAAUCAUCUACGGAAAAUUCAUGGUGCCAGAGUAACUGGGUCUUGAAUCGUGAAGGAUGUUGUAUAAGGACUGCAGAAGGCAAAGGAAGAGGUGUUUAUGCAUCUCGCAUUAUACCACCCCAGACCGUGAUCGAAGUUAGCCCUGUCCUUCUUUUCACCAGAACUGAGUACAAUGACUAUGGGAGACAUACGAUCCUGGACCAUUAUGUAUAUAAAUGGCGAGAUGGACGAAUGGCUCUCGCCCUUGGGCUCGGCUCCAUUUUCAAUCAUUCCAGCCAUCCAAAUGUGUCAUACACGAUCGAUCCCGCCCAUCAGUGUAUCAGAUACACGUCUACAAGGACAAUCAACCCCGAGGAAGAGAUGUGUAUCUUCUACGGCCAAAACCUCUGGUUUGAUCCUGUGGGCACUACAGAAAAUUUGGAACCUCAAGUCUAUCUCGACCAGAGUGACCAGUCCGAAUUUCUCGACAUUCUAGCCAUCGAUAUUGAAGUGGUUGAGGUUGAACCAUGGGACACUAGCGGUGACCCGCACGAUAUCCUGGAAGGCGAGGCUCUUCCUUUCAUUUGGAAGAAGCUCCAAAUAGAUGAAGAAGAGGAGUCGAUGGAAGAUAUCAGGACAAUGCAAGCCUGGGCGGUUGACAUCUCGAACUCGAAAUACAUAGCGACAAUGUUAAAAUGGCUGAAACAGUCGGGCCUCGAGAGCGAUACUCUAUCACAUCUCAAACGCAUCAGGAAAAGAGACAGUAUCUCUACGCUCCUGCUCAGCGUCUCGUCCUCUGUUCCUUUACUUCCUACGAACAUUGAUAUCGGAGAUCCCUAUCAGAUUUCUGUCCCCUGCAAUCCCGCUUUAACACAAACAUCACUUAUCUUAAAAAAUACGUUGUGGCCUACUGUAUACGCACCACGGCGAAAAUGGGAACCCGAGAAAUGGUCUAUUGCUAAAGUUCAAUGGGCUCGUGAUGCCAUCAAUCACAUUUUACGAAAUACUGCUGAGACAGCGUCAAGUGACGAGCUUCCGGUCGUUGCAUACGUGCCUAAGCCCUUCGAAGACGAAGCUCUAUUGUCUCGGUCAUUUACAGCCAAAGACACGCGUAUAUCCACUGGGCAUCCUUUGCGCCAUGCUGCAAUGAACAUCAUUCGAAACGUAGCCGAUUGGCGUGCACAAACGACCCCCGCCGAUCUUCUAUCUGACCCCCUAAAGCCCGCUACUUCCCCUUCCAACGGCAGCCUUGGAAUCUCAGACACAUCGUCCAACGGCGUAAAUUACCUGCUAACUGGGCUUACGCUCUUCAUAACUCACGAACCGUGCAUCAUGUGCAGCAUGGCACUGCUGCAUUCGCGCGUCAAAGAGGUUUUCUACAUUGUCCCCAUGCCACAGACAGGAGGAUGCGGUGGAUCUGCAUGUCUGCCUGCGCUCAAGGGUGUUAACCACCGCUACAGCAUUGCACACUGGAGACAAAAAGAAGGCAACGCCCCGGCACAUAUCGAUGAGCAGAUAGAUGCAUAA
Molecule: messenger RNA, 1560 nt
Organism: Suillus plorans
Lineage: Eukaryota; Fungi; Basidiomycota; Agaricomycetes; Boletales; Suillaceae
Exons: 6
Coding region: 1-1560 (519 amino acids)
Cellular component (GO): cytoplasm; nucleus
Molecular function (GO): tRNA-specific adenosine-34 deaminase activity; protein binding
Source: RefSeq, a predicted model, not a curated record